AUGAAGACCUCUGCCUUUAUCACGCUGGCCCUUGCUGGGUCGGCGCUUGGUGUCCGCCGCGGCAACUGGAGCCCUGACGAUGGUGGCGAUGGUUGGUCCCCGACCGACUCGGGCAGCUGGGGCACCGAGACGUCCGACACUUGGACGUCGGAGACCUGGAGCUCGGAGACCUGGAGCUCGGAAACCUGGAGCUCGGACUGCACCACCUCCACGACCCCUGCUCCGCCUCCGCACACCACCACGCAUAAGCACUCGUCUAUCCCGCACCACUCGUCUGUCCCCCAUCACUCGUCGGUUCCUCAUCAUUCGCACACGACGGCGCCGCCACCACCGCCUGUGACGACGACCACCUACGUGACGACGUCCAUCUGCCCGGUGACCACCCACAGCACCAGCUCCGGCAGCAUCGUUCCGGUGACAACACACUCGACCUCGGUCUGGACUGUCACCACCGAGUGCCCGCCUGGCCCUACAACGUCAGCGCCUGCUCCUCCAGGUCCCCAUGGGCCUGGACACAAGAACAAUGGGACAGCCCCUCCGGGGCCCCCUGGGCCUGGUCACAAUAGCCACAGCACCGCUCCUCCGGGCCCCCCUGGGCCUGGCCACAAGGGCAACGGCACCACUCCUCCCAGCCCCCCUGGGCCUGGCCACAAGGGUAACGGUACCACGCCUCCCGGUCCCCCUGGACCUGGCCACAAGGGCAACGGCACCACACCACCGACUACGCCGACGCCUUGUCCCAGUGGUAACAGCACUACCCCUACGGUUCCCGGUACCAAGGGCAACGGCACCACGCCAACGGCCCCCCCUUCCAGCCAUGGGGGUAACGGUACAACCCCCCCGACACCUCCGACCCCGUGUCCCAGUGGUAACAGCACUACCCCUUCGGCGCCUGGUACUAAGGGCCACGGCACCACCCCGCCGACGUCUCCGACGCCGUGUCCCAGUGGUAACAACACCACCCCGCCGACUUCUCCGACACCUUGUCCCAGUGGUAACAGCACCACUCCUGUGAACCCCGGGCAUCAGGGCAACGGCACCGUCCCGUCGAACCCGGCUGCCGUGGUGUCCCAUCCUAGCGGAGCUCCUCCCCCGCCCCCGGCUCCGGGCUCGCCCUCCACGUCGGGAACUCCUGGGUCUCCUGGGUCUCCUGGAUCUCCCAAAUCUCCUGAGUCUCCCGAGUCUCCCGAGUCUCCUGAAUCUUCCGGGGGCCAUCCUGGCCCCAGCCAUGGCAACGGCACCAGUGCCCCUGAGCACCCUGGCCCGGCCGCCUCAAGCAGCCCUGGCGGCCACGGAAACGGCAACGGCAACGGCGGCAGCUCCAACAAGCCGCCCACUGUUCCCACUAGCGAUGCCUUCCACACCUCGGCCAAGGCGACCACGUUCGUUGGUCUCCUGGCCGGUCUGACCGGUGUGGUCCUGCUGCUGUAA
This is a messenger RNA of Sporothrix schenckii 1099-18, 1431 nucleotides long. RefSeq lists its product as uncharacterized. The transcript is spliced from 2 exons. The coding region runs from base 1 to 1431 and encodes 476 amino acids. Lineage: Eukaryota; Fungi; Ascomycota; Sordariomycetes; Ophiostomatales; Ophiostomataceae. The record is from RefSeq and is a predicted model, not a curated record.